AUGUACAGAAGACUAGCAUCCGGAUUAUAUCAGACUUCCCAGCGAAAAAUCGCUCAAGCUCAAGCGAAAUCAGUUUUUGUGCCAGAAACUAUCGUAACGACAUUACCUAGCGGAUUCAGAGUGGCAACAGAGAAUACUGGCGGAAGCACAGCAACGAUCGGAGUAUUUAUUGAUGCUGGAAGUCGUUACGAGAAUGCGAAGAACAAUGGAACCGCCCAUUUUUUGGAGCAUAUGUCUUUCAAAGGAACACCUCGUCGAACAAGAAUGGGAUUAGAACUCGAAGUUGAGAACAUUGGAGCCCAUUUGAAUGCUUACACAUCCAGAGAAAGCACGACGUAUUAUGCCAAAUGUUUCACUGAGAAACUCGAUCAGUCAGUGGAUAUUCUCUCGGAUAUUCUUCUCAAUAGUAAUUACACAAAGAAGGAUGUCGAUGCAGAAAGAAGUGUUAUCAUUCGUGAAAUGGACGAAGUUGCUCAGAAUUUCCAAGAAGUUGUAUUCGAUAACCUUCACAUGUUUGUCUUCGAGGGAAAUCCACUUUCAUACACAAUUCUUGGACCGAUUGAGCUCGUUCAAACCAUCGAUCGAAAUGAUCUCCGAUCUUAUGUUGAUUCUUAUUAUCGAAGCGGAAGAAUGGUUUUGGCAGCUGCUGGAGGUGUCAACCAUGAUGAAGUUGUCAAAAUGGCAGAGAAAUAUUUCGGCGGAUUGAAACAUGGAGACUCGUCGGCAGAUUUUAUUCCAGCUAUCUAUAAACCGUGUGAUGUUCGCGGAGAAAUCAGAGGUCUGCCACAGCUUUUCGGUGCAAUCGUUGUAGAAGGUGUUUCGUGGACUCAUGAGGAUAAUUUGGCUCUGAUGGUUGCUAAUACCUUAAUGGGAGAAUACGAUCGAAUGCGUGGAUUUGGAGUGAACACACCUACAAAAUUAGCUCAAAAAUUGUCGACAGACGAGGGAAUUGAAUGUUUCCAGUCAUUCAAUACAUGCUACAAAGAGACGGGUCUCGUUGGAACAUAUUUCGUCGCUGCUCCUAAAUCAGUCGAUAAUCUCAUUAACUCAGUUUUAGAGCAGUGGGUAUGGUUGGCUAGUGCAAUUGACGAAGCAGCAGUUCGGCGAGCAAAGAGAUCUCUCCUCACAAAUCUCAUCUUGAUGCUUGAUGGUUCUACUCCAGUUUGUGAAGAUAUCGGACGUCAACUUCUCUGCUACGGCCGCCGGAUACCUACACCAGAAUUGACUGCUCGUAUUGAAUCGAUUACAAUUGAACAGCUACGUGAAGUUUGUCAACGUGUAUUCCUUGAAGGAAAAAUCUCAUCUGCGGUUGUUGGAGAGACAAAAUAUUGGCCAAGUAGAGAAGAAAUUCAUGGAAGACUUAUCAGAAUGACUAGAUAG
This is a messenger RNA of Caenorhabditis remanei, 1380 nucleotides long. RefSeq lists its product as uncharacterized. The transcript is spliced from 6 exons. The record is from RefSeq and is a predicted model, not a curated record. Gene Ontology annotation, cellular component: mitochondrion. Gene Ontology annotation, molecular function: metal ion binding; metalloendopeptidase activity. The coding region runs from base 1 to 1380 and encodes 459 amino acids. Lineage: Eukaryota; Metazoa; Nematoda; Chromadorea; Rhabditida; Rhabditidae.